Molecule: messenger RNA, 4661 nt
Organism: Nilaparvata lugens (brown planthopper)
Lineage: Eukaryota; Metazoa; Arthropoda; Insecta; Hemiptera; Delphacidae
Gene: Ublcp1
Product: ubiquitin-like domain-containing CTD phosphatase 1
Exons: 5
Coding region: 208-1200 (330 amino acids)
Biological process (GO): protein dephosphorylation
Cellular component (GO): nucleus
Molecular function (GO): protein serine/threonine phosphatase activity; protein binding
Source: RefSeq, a predicted model, not a curated record
ACAGCUGAGAUGCUUGCCAAGGUAGAACAAAAAAGUUCAUUCUCGGUGUUUUUAUUUUGUUUUACAUUUUCAUUUCAUUCAAGUCAAGAAUGUGGUGUCAUGGUUUGUAAACAAAGUAUUGCUAUAUUUUGAUAUCGGCUUACUUUUAAACUCUGAAUUUUUAAAAAGCUUAUGUCAUUCAAUCAAUUAUUAUUAUCAUAAUUAAAAAUGGAUUGUGAAGUUAAAGUUUCACUAACAGUGAAAUGGAAUGGAAAAGAAUACGAAGUGAAUGACUUGUGCGGCACCGAUUCUGUUGGAACUCUGAAAGCCAAUAUUUACAAGUUAACUGGUGUCCGACCUGAAAGACAAAAACUACUUAAUUUAAAAUAUAAAGGUAAGAUGCCAGAGGACGAUUGCCAGCUGUCAGUGCUGGGGCUGCGCCCGGGCACCAAGAUCAUGAUGAUGGGUUCGCUGGAGGAGGCGAUCGCGGACGCGAGCAGUCGGCCUGACGGCGUGCCGGACGUGCUGGAUGACUUCGACAUUGACGACGGCGAAGAGGUCGCCAUCGAGAACCGCCACGUCUACCUCGAAAAGAUCGACAAGCGAAUCCGCACCUACAAUAUAGAAAUGAUAAGCGAGCCGCGACCAGGCAAGAAGCUGUUGGUGUUGGACAUAGACUACACUCUGUUCGACCACCGGUCAUCUGCCGAAACAGGGGUCGAGCUGAUGAGACCCUACCUACACGAGUUUCUCACCUCAUCAUAUGCGUAUUAUGACAUAGUGAUUUGGUCGGCGACAAGUAUGAAGUGGAUUGAAGAGAAAAUGAAAUUGUUGGGUGUGUCCACUCAUCCCGAUUACAAGAUUCUCUUCUACAUGGAUCAUCUUGCUAUGAUAUCCGUUCAUACACCUAAAUAUGGACUGGCUGAGGUGAAACCAUUGGGCGUGAUCUGGGGCAAGUUUCCGCAGUACACGCCGAAGAACACGAUAAUGUUCGACGACAUCCGACGCAACUUCCUGAUGAACCCGAGCAACGGACUGCGCAUCGCGCCAUUCCGGCAGGCGCACACGAACCGCGCCACCGAUCGCGAACUGCUCAAGCUGGCCAAGUACCUCAGGGAGAUCGCUGCGCUCGACGACUUCUCCGCGCUCAACCACCGCCGCUGGGAGCACUGGCUGCACAAACUGCAGCGGCGGCGCACCGACCACUCUGACAACCAGUGAAUUGUUCGCGUUACAUCCUACUUGAAAUUGAAACUCAUUGUUUGCUUCAGAGAAACUGUUCUUUAUUAUACUCUUGAAAUAAGUAUCAUCAUAGAUAAAAGAUAGCAUAAGAAGAUAUCCCAUGGUAUAGGUUGUCUAUGUUCCAAAUUUAAAGCCGAUUUUUGUCAACUCAAGCCGAUUACUGUCUGUCAUUACUGUUUUGUUGGGGUGAGAGUGUAAGAACGGCACAGUAUAGAUAGGUAGAUAAAUGCCUUUUAUUUGCAUUUACAACAUUAAAAGUGAUGUGGGCGAGUUAAUAUGAGAGACUACCAGUGUCACAUAGUUAUUCACGAAUAACAACUACUAGGACUAUCAGCUUGAGUUAACAUUGAAAAUUGAAAAAAAUGAACGCCCUAUACCAUGAGAUAUCUUCUUAUUUUAUCUUUUCUCAAUAGUAUCAUUAUCAUCAUGAAAUAAGGUGCUUGAUGGUGAGAUUUCAUUACAUUAUUACUGAGAAUGAUCGAUCUAAAUCGAUGACAUAAUAUAUUAGUCUUAAAAAAAUUGUUGCUGAUGCAUCUUUUAUGCAAAAUGAAUAUUGUAAUUAAAAAUCUGUAACUCUAUAUUUAUUGAAUAAUGUUAUUUCAUUUUUUUAUAUUGAUAUCGUUUAUUUCAUGAAGAUUUAGAAAGAUAUUUUUGGCAGGUAUACAAAGAAUUUAUCAUCAUUGUUAUAAUAACUAAGUUGAAAUUGAUAGUGUGAUCAAUUAUUCUUUUUAACUGAUAAUUAAAAAGAGAUCAGGGAAUAGAAUAUUUAUUGGAUAAACUCAAAAGAAUAAUUAAAGUUUGAAAUAUGUUACUUGAAUUUUACAUUAAUGUUAUAAUUUCCAUUUUCAAUAGCUGAAACUAUAGUUUCAAUUAGUAUAAAUCUGAAUUCCUAUGUUUGAUAUUAUUUAGUGAGAAUGGAAGGGUGACUAACGGGAACCGGAUGGUUUCAAAAAUAGCAGUACAAUAUCAAAUUAACUAACUCAUUUGAAAAACGUCAGUUUCCCAUAAAUCACCCACUGUGAGGAAAAUUAUUUUUAAAAUUUGCAAAGCAAUAAAACAAUUUAAAAGAGUAUCUAUGUAUAAGUAUUAUUUCUAAAUCAAGAAAGUGAACACCGAAUAGUUGAACAAAAUUAAGGCUGUGCAAAGGCUAAAAAUAAACUUUCUACUGGUGAUAUUUUUCAAAGUUUUUCGAUUUAUCAUCAAGCUAUCAAAAUGAAAAAGUUUUCUCAGGAAAACAUCUUUUUUCCGAUCAUUAAUUUUUUGAGAUAUGAGCGGCUAAAGUUUAAAUUUUCGGCACAGAACAUUUCAAAUUCGGUAAGAGAUAAAUCCAUGAGAUUUGAAGGAUAAAUUCUUCAUGGUAUUGUUGAUCUAGUAAAACAAAAAUUUUCUUAAAAUAUCAAUUUUUGUGAAAGUUAUUCAAAUUACAAAAAAUGACCAAAAAUAACUCAACUGAAAGUUAUUUUUGGUAAAUUGAAUAGCUUUCUCAAAAUUUAUAUUUUAAGAGAAUUUUUGUUUUACUAGAUCAACAAUACCAUAAAGAAUCUAUCCUCUAAAUCUCAUGGAUUCAUCUCUCACCGAAUUUGAAAUGUUCUGUCCCUAAAAUUAAAACUAGGCGCUCAUAUCUCAAAAAGUAAUGAUCGGGGAAAAAAAUGUUUUCUUGUGAAAACUUUUUCAUUUUGAUAGCUUGAUGAUAUACAAAUCGAAAAACUUUGAAAAAUAUCACCAGUAGAAAGUUUAUUUUUAGCCAUUGCACAGCCUUAAUUGUUCAUAGUUAGAUAAAUAGUAAAAUAAGACUUUUCAAGUGAUAUAGGCUAACUUAAUGAUAGGUAGUGGUUUUUGGUAACUAUUAUCUUAAAGAAACAAUAGAAAAUUCUUCCUUUGCAUUAUAGUCUAAACCACCUUCAUAAUAGUCAUGGUUUGGAAAACUUGAUUUAAAAUGUCAGUUUUCAUCCAAAUUGGUUUACCCAAUGCUGCAGAUUUAUUGGUUUACCCAAAGGGCUGAAGAGCUAGAAUAGCAGUCUCAAGUUUAUGCUAGGAUUACAUGAUGAUGAAAAAACCUGUUAUGGCGCACUCACACAACUUUUCUUGUAUUUAUGAAAAUUUCGGCAAAAACCGCCUCAUGUGUCUCCGGCGUAAGAGUCGAGUUUCAAAAAUAUAAUUUUUAAUUGAUCAGCUGACGAGAUCAAUUCUGCUAUCUCUUCCAGUGGAUGAUUCAAUAGAAUCAACAGUUGCCUCUCUCAUUAGGUUUGCACUUGAAUAAUCAUAUUUUCUCGAAUUUUGAGCUUAUUUUUAAUUUUAGUUAAAAAUGUUAUUGGUCAUUAAUUGUAGAGACUUUCAUGUUCAAUCUUUUCCAUUAAAAAUUUUUCGUUUAAAUUGUUUCUGAAGCCUUAUGAUUGGAAAUCUAAAAUCAAACUUUGCAUAGAUGGGCCGGAGCUCCUGAAAUUUUUAGAUAUGUGACUUGUGGCAGCUGAUAUAACUUAUCAAUGACUAUUCAAGUUAAUGAUCAAAAUCGUUGGAGUCGUUUUUGAAAAAAUUGCGAAAAACCCUAUUUUUGACAUCAUUUUUGCCGUUUUAGCCGCAAUCUUGAAUUGCAUUUGAUCAAAAUUGUUCGUGACGGAUCCUUAUAGUGAAAGAACCUUAAGUCUCAAAUUUUAAGUCAUUCCGUUAAUGGUAAUAGGCCAAGGAAAGUAAAAAUAACCAGAGUUCACAUUCUUUCUCUCUACAUUAAUUUAUUUUAUACAGUUGGUAUAAAAUAUAAAGUUAAUUGUAAUUUUUUUUCGAGAGGCCUUGAAAUAAUUUUGCCUUUUAGUGUUGUAGUUUGAAUUUGUUUGAAGCUCAUUACAAUAUGUUGAUAGAAAUAGCAAUAAACGUACAUUUCUAAUAAUACUGGAUCUUUUCAUUUGUUGUGUAAGUACUUGUUCAUGAUAAGUGACAUAACAAGUAGUGACACAUGAAGAUCAAGAAUAUAAUAGCGCUGAUAGAAAAAUAUUGUAACAGUGUGUUUUAAUGAACAUCGCCAGAUAAAUAAAUUUUAGAAUUGAAAUCCAAGUAGUAGAUCUAGAAGAUAUGCAGUAGGAGGUUUUGAAAUUCAGCCAAGCCAGUAACGGCAGAUUAGUGAUAGAAGUGGCAAACAUUAAGUAGAUAAAGGCUAGAAAUGAGAGUAUAAAUCAUAAUUGUUUUAAAUUAAUACCAAAAUUAAAUUGGCAGUUGCUUUAUUUCACCAUUUUGUAAUCAAAAAAACACUAGUUAUUAUAGUUUAGGAUCUUCUGCAUGUUUGUACUUACAAAACGUUUGAAGUGACAUUAGAACAUUACAAAGUCAAAGCCUGGAACGAGCAGUGAUUUGAUCAUCAGCUGUUAGCUGAAGCAUGUAUUUAUUUCUAGCAUUGUUUGUAACUGUUUAGAAAAAGGAAUUAAUAUAAAAUUAUAAUAACAAUUUGA